This is a messenger RNA of Anisakis simplex (herring worm), 255 nucleotides long. NCBI's taxonomy places the organism in Eukaryota, Metazoa, Nematoda, Chromadorea, Rhabditida, Anisakidae. The record is from the annotation of a GenBank genome assembly.
AUGAUCGAAAGAUUCGAUCAGAUCGACAGUCAACUGGAUGCGCUCGAGUGUAAUGUGAGCACGAUUGUGGUCGGAGCGCAUCGGGCACGAAACGCCGUCAAAUACGUUUGUCAGCAGAUUGUGGCCAUCGUUGAACACGAACAAAAAAGGACCGUUUGGGCACCUGCAAUCAAACAAACGGCAACGAAUAAUGGCAGUAAUAGCAACAAUACGAAUAAUAGCAGUAGCAGCACAAACAAUAAUAAAAUCAAUUAA